UUAUUGGGAGACUCCGAGUGGUCAGGAUUUUAAAGGAAAUUGGAGGUGAUUGAGGUGUUAUUGGGGAGAUUUUAGAGGCUGGGGUGCAGUGAUUUAUCUCUCGGAAGGAGGGGCAGAGGGGUGAAGUUUUUGGAUUUUUUAAAAACGGUUUUGAGGUUAGAAUCAUGGGAACUGUCGGCAGGAUUCAAUCGCUUGUUAAACAUGUGUCUAACAGAAUGUUGGGAGCUGGAGCAAUCAGGGCGUACAGUGUGUUCAGCCCCUAUCACGUCAAGCCGGUAUUCAGCAAAGACGAGCAAGCACGUAUGGAGGAGAGUGGAGAGUUCGCGAAAAUGGCUCAUGUGCCGAUUCUACCGGCGAUGAAGGCAGAAACAUCCUCAGAGUUCUUCGAUCCUGUCGUUGACAAGUUCAUCAAUUUUGUCCUACGGAAAGGAAAGAAGGAACUUGCGAGAAACCUGGUAGAAGAGGCAUUUGAAAAGAUAAAACGAGCGCAGUUGGAGAGGUACCACAAAGCCACACCUGAAGAACGAGUGAAGAUUAUUCUGAGUCCGAGGAAAAUUCUACACGUUGCUGUUGCCAAUUGCAAGCCGGUUAUGGAGCUCAUGUCGAUGAAGAAAGGAGGGUCUAACUAUCGAGUCCCUAUCCCUGUUUUAGAACGACGCCAAAGAUUUUUGUCGAUGAAUUGGUUGAUCCAAGCUGCUCAAGAUAAAAAUGGGCGUAUUCCCUUUUCAACGCAAUUAGCUAAAGAACUCAUUGAUGCAGCCGAGAAUCAGGGACGUGUCGUAAGAAAGAAACAGGAACUCCACAAAAUGUGCGAGGCAAAUCGUGCCUACGCCCACUUCAGAUGGUCUGGCUAAUAAAAAUCCUGAAAAUAUAAUGUACUGUAAAUAAAUUAAAUCUUCUUAACCACGCAA
Molecule: messenger RNA, 911 nt
Organism: Diachasmimorpha longicaudata
Lineage: Eukaryota; Metazoa; Arthropoda; Insecta; Hymenoptera; Braconidae
Gene: mRpS7
Product: small ribosomal subunit protein uS7m
Exons: 5
Coding region: 165-854 (229 amino acids)
Biological process (GO): translation; ribosomal small subunit assembly
Cellular component (GO): ribosome; mitochondrial small ribosomal subunit
Molecular function (GO): rRNA binding; structural constituent of ribosome; mRNA binding
Source: RefSeq, a predicted model, not a curated record